This is a messenger RNA of Zeugodacus cucurbitae (melon fly), 9236 nucleotides long. RefSeq names its product protein Shroom. Gene Ontology annotation, biological process: actin filament organization. Gene Ontology annotation, molecular function: actin filament binding. The coding region runs from base 1379 to 7867 and encodes 2162 amino acids. Lineage: Eukaryota; Metazoa; Arthropoda; Insecta; Diptera; Tephritidae. The record is from RefSeq and is a predicted model, not a curated record. Gene Ontology annotation, cellular component: adherens junction; cortical actin cytoskeleton; apical plasma membrane. The transcript has 10 exons.
UCGGUGUGUGUGUGUGUGUGAGUGGCGAAAAAUUCGCAAGCCGCUUACUUUUCAACUGAAGUUCUGUGUUGUUGUUUUUGUUGUUGGGGAAACACGUUUUCCUGCAGUCGCACUAGAGUUACAAGUCUAGAAAUGCCACCAACUCGUUAGCAAAACGUAACACCUGAGAAAUCUUACGGCGUGAAGUCUGCUGUGGUCCACGUUUUAAUUCUACGUGUUUACACAAACACACACACAUGUAUAUAUAUGUGAAAUGCCAGUGUAUUAGUGGCUCAAUGCAACGCUACCUCACCGGCUAAAUAACGCGCGAGUGUGUGUGUGUGGCAAGAGCGCCUGCUCAUGUUGCACCUGUGUGCGUGUGUGUGUAUUUCGCGCUCUGCUCUGCUCUUGCUCGGCUGAUCGAGUGUGAAUUUUUCUUUCUUAGCUACUUGUUGUUGUUGUUGCUCAGCUACUUCUGCAAAAGUCUUGUGCGCGUCUCUUUGUUUUUGUUUUUUUUUUAUUUUUCUUACGAGCAAACUCGCCUGAGCGACUUGUUGCUGCUGCUGCCGCAACUGGCUGAUGGUCAAGCACCACCAGCGUCAGGUCGGGUCGUUUGGCAAGCUAUUGGCGCUCCACAGUUGCCGUUUCGGAGCGCGCCGCUAAAGUACGCGAAAACUACGUCGAGCGGAAGUCUGCAAAUCAAGAAAAAUAUUUUGCAUUUUUUUUAUUGGAAGAAAACAAUUUUUUUCUUGUGUGAAAACAAAAAUAAUCCAUUGCAACCACAACCACCAACAACAUUUGCAGCGUGGCGGCUAAAGCCUUGCUGGCAAGAAUAGUGCUUCAAGUGUAAACUAUAUAGCGGCGUGAUCCUUUCGCAGCACAAGCCAUCGAAGUGUGUGCAGUGAGAAGUUGAAGAAAUUAAAUAUAUAUAAGUGAACAAGCUUGUGCGAAAAAUUGUAAAGUUAAAGUGCAUAAGCAAGCCUUAAGUGGAUAAUAGUGUUUCUUAUAACAAAAACAAAGGCAAAGGCAGCAAGUAUGGAGUUAUAUCAGCGAAAUUGAAAACAUUUAGGGUAAUUACAACAAUCACAACAAAUUAAAUGGACGGAAGUGUUUUCAGAGUGAAAGACAUAGAAAAUGUCAAAAUUCAUAAUUUGAAAAAAUUAUUUAAUGAAAAGAAAAUUGAAAAAAAAAAAUAUGUGGAAAACAAAUGAAAAUUGUCACAACAAUAUUUAAAGAAAAAAACACAACAAAAAGUGAAAAUAAUAUAUCGAAAAUCACGCAAAUGUGGCGUUUUGUGUGAAUGAGUGUUGCAUGAAGAAGCAUGAAGAGUCCAAAAAGUGCAGUUCUAACGAAAAAGCAACAACAACAAUAACAAGCAAUAGAGAAUUAUGAAAAAAACAUGGAUGACAAUCAGCACGAGCAGUUGCAGCAACAGCAGCAACUAAUCUUAAACAACAAUAUACAACAACAACAAAAACAACAACAACCAACAACAAUGCUUAAUAAACAUAAUUUGCAUAAUUUCAGUCUUAAUCUCAAUAACCUCAACAGCAACAACAAUAGCAAUCAUAAUAGUAUUACUAAUAGUGGCAGUGGCAGUGGCAGUAAUAACUGCAACAGCAACAACAACAACAAAAGUCACCAACACAAUAUGAGUGCAAGUGUAAAUAGUAGUGUUUGCAACAACAGCAAUAAUAUUCUCAAUAGUAAUUCAAAUAAUAUUAACAACAACAACAACAACAACGGCAUGGAAGUGCCACACAACAAAAAUAAUAAUGCAAAUCUACAAAACAACAACAGCAAUAGCAACAGCAAAAAUAACAUAUGUAAUAUGAGUAAUAGUAAUAACAAUAACAACAGCAACAGUAGUGCUGGCGCUACGCUGAAAAAUAUCAACAACGCAACAACAACAAUGGCGUCAACAACAACAACAAACACAAAUAGUAACAGCAAUAAUAACAGCAAAAGCGGCAGUAGUAGCAACGGCAGCGGUAAAAGUUCGCCAGCCAACAGCAUUGGCGGUGGCUCUACAAAUGCCACCCUCAACUCCAACAACAAUAGCAACAAUAAUAUCAACAGUACUAAUAGCAUGGGCAGCAGUACGUCGACCAGCCUUUUGCUGCGUAAACAAUUUAUUGCCUCAUCGGAUGCCAGCAAUGCGAGCUUUAGUUCCGCCUCGGUCGCCGGUUCAAUACAGGAUGACAUGAGCGAUCAGUGCAGCCUCACACAAGCCGGUCUCGAGGAGUACAACAUACGCGCCUCAUCCUAUUACGAUCAGCCAGCGAUGUUGUUCCAUCAUCAGAAGCAAUCGUCGUAUGCACAAUCGGAGGGGUAUCACAGUUAUGUCUCCAGUUCGGAUUCCAGCUCGGCCACACCAUUCCUGGACAGAUUACGUCAGGAAAGCGAAAUGUUGUCGCGCCAAUCCUCCCACCAUUGGUCGCAGAAUGACUUAUCCUCUGUGUCAUGCGCUUCGAUGGCGCCUUCACCAACACCGCUGCUGCUCUCCACACUUGGUCGUGACGCGACGCUUUCGGGUAGCGGCGGUAGCAGCAACACUGGCGGUGGCGCUCAGCAACAACACAAUAAUAGUUCGGAGAGUACUUCGUCGACUGAGACACUAAAGUGGUUGGGUUCCAUGAGCGAUGUGUCCGAGGCCAGUCAUGCCACUGGCUAUUCGGCCAUCUCAGAAUCAGUUUCCUCGUCACAGCUGAUUGUGCAUAGUUCGCGCGUUCUAACCCCGAAACGGCAUCACAGCGAAAGCGUGCUAUAUCUGCAUGACGAGCACCAGCAGCAACAACAACAGCAACAAUCCUCGUCGUCUGUGUCGCCGCAACAACAGCAACAACAUUCGCCCAACGCGCACGUGUCCACCGCAAAACAGAUCAGUCCUACGCUGUCCGCGCGCGAAAGCACACAUUCGCCUCCGCGGUUGACGCCACAAACCGCCGCCGCACUGUUGCCCAAUCAUCGGCACAGCCCUAGUUACCCGCCUGUACACACCACCGCCGCCAUGCAUCCCUACCAGCCACAUCCACAAUACGCGCUGCGCCAGCAACCGCAAUCGCUGACACAUAAAUUAUUAAGCGCUCUACCGCAUUUGGAUAGCACGUCACAAAGUUCCUUGAAUGCAAACAGCAACGCGGAUAAUUGCAGUCUAGGGAGUGUGUCACACAGCGCGAAGACGUCACCAACAUUGCAGGGGCAAAUAUUAAAUUCUGUUAGUUCAGCUGCUGUAGGCGAUGCGUCUCAAUCAACGGUAGCUGCAACUACAUCCAAUUCAAGCACAUCUGUGACAAUGACGCAAGCGGCAGAUGCGGAAGCGCACUUGGCGCCUGCGUUACAAAAGCCGGCAAUUGUUCCGAAGUCAGCCAGCAGCAAUGCGAUUAUAGAAGUGAUGGCAGUUAGCGGCGCUGGCACGCAUUCACCCGGCAGCGCCAACUCACAGCUCAACGCGUCCAACACAUCCUUAGCGUCCGCAGUGUCGGCUGCCGCCGCGUUACCAACGCAAUCCUAUCGCAGCAAUCACCGUCUCUUCCCCGUCAGCACAUACACAGAAAAAGUGCACAGCAACACCUCGCAAUUUGUGCUACACCCCAAACCGCAGUACAGCGCCGGAUUAAAAAAGCCUACGCAACAUCAGCAGCAAGCGCAAAAGCAAGCGCUACAGCUGCCGCUGUCCGCAGCGCAAGCGGCAAAAUACAUGUCGUCCCCAAACAGUCCACCGCAGCCCAGUUGGCAAACGGUGGCUGAGCUGAUAAACGAUUUCGAGCGCACCAACAACGAACCGCAGCCACAGAAGUACACUUAUAUGGACCCGGGCAAGACACAACGUGUCUCCAAUCCCGCGCUGAAGGCCUUCCAAAAGAAUGCCGUACAGUCAUACUUCGAACGGCAGCAACAGCAACAGCAACAGAAUGCCAAAGAACAAGGUCCAGCGCAAAAGAAUUAUCAACCACUUAGCGCGCAUAUUCAGCAACAUUCACCAAUACAACUACAACAACAGCAGCCACAGCAACAUUCGCCGUCACAAACAUCGUUACAUGCAAGCACAACAGCAGCGCAUCAGCAACUUUUACGUCCGCAUUCCUAUCAGUCAAACAUGAAAGAGACUGCCGCGCAGCAUCAAAUCAUGAGGAGUUCACUGCCAAACUCCUAUGGUGCACAGCAGAAUCACUUGAGUGGGCAACAGCUGGCAUUGACGCAGCAACAAUUGCCUGCGCGCCAGUAUGCACCACCGCCGCCGCCACCACCGCAGAAGCCAACAAGUAGCAGUCACGGUAGUCAGGAUGAGCGCGCAAUGGGUGCAGCUAACAGCUACAGCGCGCUGCCUACAAAACCGCCUUCACCAGCGCCACCACCACCGCCACCACGUUCGCGCUCACUCAUGCCGCAUACUUUGCUGCGCCGCUCAUCAUCCGCCUCCGAUUAUGCGGAGUUUCGUGAUCAAUAUACGCGCGCUACGCAAGAGAAGUUGGUCGCGCAAUCUGUUAAGAAUAUUUCCAAUUCUGAAAAGUCCUCAUUCAAUGACUGUGGAAUGCCACCGCCGCCACCACCACCACGUGGCGCGCGCCCAACCAAUAUAUUGCCAACGCGUCGCACAUCCUCUGCCGCUGAGUAUGCGGCCGCCAUGCGUGAGAAAGCGCUGCUCCAGCAAGCCGCCGCCUUGGCACACCAACAACAUCAUCCACAUCAGCACGCGCAUGCGCCAAACUACGCGCAACAAUAUCACAAUCCACCACAACCGCUAGCGUCAUGCGCCAUCGAAUCGGGUUGGGUGCCCGAACGACCGCCAAAGAAUCCAAAUCUGCGCGUACCUUCACCCGACUUGCCACCGUUGCCACCUACCGCGGACUUGGACACGCAACUUGCCGAUGAACCGUUGCCACCACCACCGCCCGAGUUGUUGCAGCAGCAACGUCAACAACAGCAACAACAAUACUACGAUAUGAAUGCCUCAUUCAAUGUGAGCGCUGACUUGCUGCCGAAAGCGCCUUCACCCAAUCGUCGCAACAGCUUUGCUGGCUCCUCGACGCGCAAGUCGUACUUCAGUCGCAGCGGUUCGGAGAUGUUGUCAGCCUCGAAAGUGCCACCGCUCAUACCGAAGAAGCCGAGUAACAUUGAAACGCUGCAUGCGGUGCGACAACAUCUACAGCAGCAGCAGCAGCAACACGCACAACAGCUGACGGCUAAACUGUUAUUGAAUGGUGGUGGCAUGCCACAACCGCAACAGCAUUCGCCACCAGCACCACCACCGCAAACGCUGUCUGCCAUGGCGAAUGCAACGCGCGAUGCCAAAUUGUCAUCGGCGAAUCGCAAGCGACCGCACAAUCCCGCGGUGAGCGGUUUCACCGUGCCGCCGCCGAUAAUGGAGAAUGUGCCACAGCAACCGCAACAGCAGUUACCCAGCAGCAACUCACCGCCAAACACCAAUACUGCAUUGAAGUCUUCGCCACCGCCACCGCCCUUGAUGCCGCGCUGCAUGCCCAAUCAGACAUUAAUGAACAACAGUGGCAACAACAAUAUAAAAGCAAGAUGCAAUUCGAAGGCCUCGUACUUGCCACGCCAGAGUCUCGAGAAGCUGAACAACUUAGAUCCGGAUCAUGGCAGUUAUAAGCUCACGCUCACCUCAAAUGAGGAUUUGGUGGCGAAUACAAAACCCGCCGCCUACGAUAUACUCAAUACACAUAAUGGUAAAAUGCCAAAUAAUUUGCCAGAUGUUCUGCCAUUGGGCGCGAAGUUACAGCCACAGCCUGCAUCUCCCACAUCCGCCAAUGCUUCGCCAUUACGCUAUGGUUCCAACAAUAACUUGAAUACAACACAGACUGUGCCACAACAACAACAGCAGCAGCAGCAACCACAACCGAUGUCUCCUAAUUGCUAUCCCGCAUAUCCUCCCACACAGCACCGUUACUCUACGCCAGCUAUGAACACUUACAAUAGCAACAAUAUUGGCAACACUACUGCCGGCAAGGCAACUAAUUACAGUCGAUCUCAGUCAUACGAAGUACAUAAUAACUCGCAACACAGUGGUAAUCUCUAUCAUCAUCCCAGUCACGCUAGCAAUAGUCCCACAAAAUUCAUGUCACAAUCCACAAUGGAUUUGAAGCGUACACAACAACUGGAGCCGACGCUCGAAGAGACCACCGCCGCCUUGCUCAACGAAAGUGGCACAGUGUUGUCGCCUGCACAAUCGGAAAGCAGUCUGAGUAGCCCAUGUAAACGUCAGCUGCCAUCGCUGUCCAUGAAACCGCUCUCGAGCCUUGGCAACUCCAGUGAUAGUGGCAGUGGCAGCACGAGUGGCAGUGAGGGACGCAUAUUCCGUGCCGAAGUGGUCACAGCUACGCUUUCGACGUCACCUAUUGCGCCUGUCAAGUCCGUUAUACGUAAGGAUUCACUACGCGAGAACAUCGAAAAGAUAACACAGCUGCAGUCGAAAUUGAUGUCGGCACAUCAGUCGGAAACCAGUUUGAUAGGCAUUUAUGGCUCGAAGACAGCGCUUAAUACGACAGCGACAUCUGCGCCCACUACACCCACAACGAAAACCGAGAAUACACACGCACAAUUGACAGAUGACAGUACCGCUGGCAAGCAGGCGAGUGAUAGUAGUAUCGAGCUGGCGCUAGAACAAACCCGUGGGGAGGAGCAUAAUUCCACAGAGCAUAUUGAAAAUAACACGGUGGACUCCGGCAGUCCACAACCGCCUAAAUCGCCUACAAAUACAGUUUCUACGCCAACCUCGCCAACCGCAAACGCUACGCUACCUCAACCAGCCACAAUCGUCGCCAGCACAAAUACCACAACUGACGAGCUCACAGCAACACAAACGGCAGAGUUGAACAGCAGCACGGAUAGCUUAAAACUCAUACAACGCAGUGAGAUCGUACUACGCGUGAACCCAGCCACCACAGAGGCAGCUUCACAAACCGAGGAUGAUCUGAGCGCCGCCAACAAUGAUGCGGACGAAAACACACGACUCACAGAACAACCGCAAACCAAGGAGGAUACACAACAACAGCGCAUAACAUUGCAGCCACGUCAACGGCAUCCGAUUGAGAUCGAUUGCGAAGAAAUGUCACAAGAAUUGGCUACACUCUUAGCGACCAACGAGAAGUUGGUUGCAAUCUUAGCGCCACCCACACACAAAUCACCCACAGACUAUGUUAGCAAUCUAUAUAAUCCCAAUGUGCCAUUGCGACCGGCCAAACGUGAUGUAGGCACUUCAACGCUGCUGCGCAUGAAAGGACAUGAUGCACAGGAAAAGGUCACAGUUGAAUUACAAUAUGCCGAAGUGGAAGUACUCUUGACCAACGGUGAUAGCGAGUCGGAGACUAGCGAUCUGCUGAAGAAGAAAGUGGAUGAACUUAUGAAACAGUUAAAUCGUAAAAUACGCAUACUAAAUAAGGAACAAACGACGCUCAAGGCGGAAGCCGAACUCAACGACGAGUUGGGCAAUAGUCUAGUCGGCAAGCUAACGGACAAAGUGCGUCCCAUCGAAGCAACUAAAUGUCGCACCUAUAUCGAUGAUGUCGGUCAAAUAACCAGUCUGCUGCUGUCACUCUCCGAACGUUUGGCGCGCAUAGAAAAUAGUCUGAGCACCGUUUCAGCGGAGAAUAACGCCGAAAAGAAAUCACUUGAGUUAAAGCGCGAUCGUCUACUCGAUCAGUUAGCCGAAGCGAAGCGUUUGAAAGAGGACAUAGAUCGACGUGGUAGCAGCGUGGUUGGCAUAGUCGAGAAAACACUCAACGCCGAUGAGUUUGCCGAUUUCGACUAUUUCAUCAAUAUGAAGGCGAAGCUAAUAGCUGAUACACGUGAUGUAGCCGACAAGAUCAAAUGUGGUGAAGAACAGCUGAAUGCGCUCAGUGAAGCGCUCAUACAAAGUGAUUGUUAAAGUAGUUCUAAAUAAGGCGUUUCAAAUGAAACUAUAUUUGUUUUUGUUGAAGUGUUGCAAAGAAGAAAUGAUCGAGAAUAGCGCAACUGCAGCUCAGGUCCUAUAGAAAUGACUUUUAAGAUAGCUAUAUGUGUAUGUAAUUAGGGUAUGUUGGCUGAGUAAGCGGAUUUUCCAUGCCUUCAACAGCGACAAGUUGAAAGCUUAGUGUGAGAAUCGUUAGGAGAAUGAAGGACAAAUGACGAGCGCAAUUGAACUGAGCCGGCUUUCAUCGAAGUCUAGUUUGAUCAUUGUAGUAGUAGUAGUAGUAGAGCAGCGAAAAGCCCAAACAGAUUUGGCUUCACUCGCAAUUUAGUUUCUUUUGUAUAAGAGUAGAGCCUGUAAAUUGUAAAGAUUUGUGUAUGAAACGCCGCAAACAAGGUGCUACGCUUUAAAUAAAUUGUAUACACUUAUGCAUGUAAAAUUUAGUUGCUAGUACUUAGUAUUGUAUUAAUUAUGGCAUUGGAAAAGAAUUGUUAGAACACAAAGCGAACUUAUACGCCUUGAAAAAGGCGAAACAAAUGUAUUUUAGAAAGCAUUAGCAAUGCAAUAUGGCAUGCUUUCGGAAUGCAAUAACUAUUUAAAAAAACAUUUACUUUAAUUGGUAGAAUUUAUAAUACACACACACACACACUUAAUUGUAUAAUAUGUGAUUUAAAAAUACGAUUUUAUGUUAAUUAGUCCUUAUCACUAUGAGAAUCUUAACAAAGCAAGCAACACGCAUACGCCAGGUUUUUCGAAGUGAAGUCCCCUUUGUGCGCUAGCUUAACUCAAAAGCGAUGUGACAACGAAAAAUUGCUUGAUCAAAGGUAAAAAUCAUAACUAGAAACUGCGUGCAUUGAAAUUGUGUGUAAAGCAAGGAAGAUAGAAGAUUCGCAAUUCAUUUCUCAAGUGUCUGUAGCAUAACUGCGUCCUAUUUUAGAUUUGUCUUAGCUUAAGUUAAUAUUGCACUUGCAUUGGAGCAAAACUGUACUAUAAAUAAAUUUUAAUAAAACUCAAACUAUAGCUCCACAGUUAAAAUAUGGCAAUUAAACAAUAUUAUACAUACAAACAUACAUACAAUAUAUAUAUAAUAUAAGAAAACAUAAGAAAUGUAAAUGUUAUUAAUGAAAUGAAAGAGAGCCGCAAAAAAGAAAGGAAUUCAAGAGAAAUUUGCAUGAAAAAAAUUCUAUUACCCACAUGUACAUAUACAUAUUUGCAUGUAAUGAUUUGUGUACUUAUGUCACGGCAAUUGUAAUGGGUUUGUGAAGUCUUUUUUGCAAAUUGCGCCACUUUAAUUUUAUGUAUGCUUAUAAUAAGAAUUACAAAUAAAGAAAUACUUCAAAAAUUAAAA